Benincasa hispida (wax gourd) is the source of this 358-nucleotide messenger RNA. Lineage: Eukaryota; Viridiplantae; Streptophyta; Magnoliopsida; Cucurbitales; Cucurbitaceae. The record is from RefSeq and is a predicted model, not a curated record.
GCAUUUCGAAGAUAUUGAAAUGGUUAACGUCAGCAAUCCUGUCAUUAUAGACCAAGAAUAUUGUCCAUGGAAUCAAUGCAACCGAAAGGUUCCAUCAAAAAUUAAGAUCAGCAACGUCAGUUUCAAAAAUAUCAGAGGCACUUCUGCUACUCCGGUCGCAGUCAAACUUCUUUGCAGCAAAAGUAUACCAUGUGAAGGUGUAGAAGUUGCUGAUAUUAACCUCACUUAUAAUGGAAGUCGAGGACCGAUUACAUCUCAAUGUGCUAAUGUCAAGCCCACCAUUUCUAGAAAGCAAAACCCACGUAUAUGUGCUGAACCUGCUCCUGUUGAUGCUCCAUCAACAGAUUAAUCUUUUUAA